CCACAAUCAGUCACUGAGUAACCAGUGCUGUGUACAUAGCCAUUGUAAGACAUAGUUCAGAAAUGUGCGGAGAUAUGGGAAAGGCUGUAUUGAGGGCGCUGACGGGAGCGCUCCUCUGCGGGUUGGUGUCUGAUGCUGCUUAUUUACAGAAAUAUGAAUCAUAUCCGUUCCGGUAUGAGCAGGCGGUGUAUAAGAAGCCUUUGAGAGAACACGAGAAGCCUCAGGACCUUAGCAACGUCCCCGGGGUUCCUGGAGUCGACUUCCCGAUAUACCACUCAGUACCAGAGACCAGCUUUUCGUGUGCUCAUGUACCUAUCCAUCCUGGAAUGUAUGCCAACGUAGAAACUGGAUGUCAGGCAUAUCACGUGUGUCAUGACGGCCGCGAGGGCCACCAGGGCGCGUCAUUCCUUUGUACUAACGGAACGCUGUUUGAUCAAACAAAAUUUGCUUGCGAUUGGUGGUACAAUGUCGACUGCUCUAAGGCUAUCGAACACUAUAAACUGAACGCGGAUCCUUUAAAGAACCCAUACGUGCCGAAGCCGAAGCCCGAAGAAUUGCAAGAAGAGCCGCACGGCGUUUACUAUAGAAAAUCAUAUGAUUAAGUUAGCUAUCAUGAGUAUAAAAAAAUAAUUUAGUUUUCAACAGACUUUCAAUUAUCUAUAAACAUCAUUAAUUUAAUCAAUUCAUUAAAAUUGUCAUGACAUCCGUGUAGAUGAAAAUAAUUCAUAUUAGUGAUUUUAACAUACAACAAUUUAAUAAGACAUUAUUUGUAUUUAUUUUACAUUCAUCGAAAUGUCAUUUCACAUUCAUCAUCAUCAAAGCACUCCAUUUAUUUUUAAUCAUCGUUUCAUAUCGCAAUUUCAACUUUACCUUUAUUUUUCGAAUGUCGAAAAAUAUUCAUGAU
Messenger RNA from Danaus plexippus (monarch butterfly), 904 nucleotides. Its product is annotated as U-scoloptoxin(01)-Cw1a-like. Gene Ontology annotation, cellular component: extracellular region. The transcript is spliced from 4 exons. NCBI's taxonomy places the organism in Eukaryota, Metazoa, Arthropoda, Insecta, Lepidoptera, Nymphalidae. Gene Ontology annotation, molecular function: chitin binding. The record is from RefSeq and is a predicted model, not a curated record. The coding region runs from base 63 to 602 and encodes 179 amino acids.